Dichomitus squalens LYAD-421 SS1 is the source of this 896-nucleotide messenger RNA. RefSeq lists its product as uncharacterized. The coding region runs from base 19 to 711 and encodes 230 amino acids. The record is from RefSeq and is a predicted model, not a curated record. The transcript has 3 exons. NCBI's taxonomy places the organism in Eukaryota, Fungi, Basidiomycota, Agaricomycetes, Polyporales, Polyporaceae.
GAUCCGCCGACACCCCCCAUGUGGACCCCGGGGACAUACGUCCUCCUGAACGCGCGCGCGGGGACGGCGAUGGACCUGCACGGAUAUGACUACACGAGCAUCAUCGGCUACCCUAUGCACGGGGGGCCGAACCAGCAAUGGGAGUUCAUCCCAAGCGGGCACGGGUACGUCAUCCGAUGCGUGCGCUCGGCGAAGGCAGGGCACGCGCUGUACUUAACGGUGGAGGGCGGGGUGAGGAACAAUGCGCCGGUCGUGGCGAAUGCGUAUCCUGUUACGUGGAGCGUUGAGCAGACUGAGGACGGGAUCAGGGUGUGCAGGAUAUCGUGGCCGAACUCGAACUUCGUCUUUGAUCUCGCCGACUGGGGCGACAGCACGCCCGGCACCAGGAUUCAGCUGAUGCCCCUCGUUCCUGGGGAGCUCUGCCAGCUCUGGCACUACACCCGCUGCGCGCCGGCCGAGCGUGAACACGAGAAGGGCAUGGAUGUCGAGGUGCAGACCGAGCGAGCGGUCUCGCACCCCGCAACGACCGAGACCGUCACCCUAACCGAGGAGUCCGGCUUUGUGACCACGACGCGCACGACGACCACGACGGUCCUCACUACGGUCACGGAAGUGACGCGGACCCCUAGCCCGCGAUUCCGCUCCCAGGCGCACCCGCAGCACCAACACAAGAACCAGCAGCCGCAGCGGCGGAGCAUCGGCUACCGGUGAGGCGCAAGAGUCGCCCUCGUCCGUGGGGAGGACUCGACUCUGACGAGCUCGUCGGACAGGGAGGCGUUCCCUGAGAGAUUGUUGUAUGAUGUGUUGUUGCUCACCGCCCUCACUUUGCUUUCGUUUUCGUAAAUUAUUGUCGCCCACUGUGUCUUCAAUGUAGCCUCUUGCGCCACUUGCGCAGU